This is a messenger RNA of Cyclospora cayetanensis, 2055 nucleotides long. Its product is annotated as crooked neck-like protein 1. The record is from RefSeq and is a predicted model, not a curated record. Gene Ontology annotation, molecular function: protein binding. The transcript has 14 exons. NCBI's taxonomy places the organism in Eukaryota, Apicomplexa, Conoidasida, Eucoccidiorida, Eimeriidae. Gene Ontology annotation, biological process: spliceosomal complex assembly; mRNA splicing, via spliceosome. Bases 1 to 2055 code for a protein of 684 amino acids. Gene Ontology annotation, cellular component: Prp19 complex; U2-type catalytic step 2 spliceosome; precatalytic spliceosome.
AUGGCUUCCGAACUCACGGGAGGGGGGACCUCCUCUUUCAAAAUCCCCAACAAGAACUACCCGCUGAACGCAACAGCGAAGCAAAUGGAAGUCAAGAACAAAAUGCCAGCUCCCGUGCAAAUUACCGCAGAGCAGCUGCUGCGGGAGGCUGUGGACAGGCAGCUAGACGAUGCGCUUGCGCACAAGCCUCAGCAAAGAAUCGUUGACGAGGAAGAGCUGAACGAGUACAGGCUCAACAAGAGAAAGGAAUUUGAAGACACCCUUCGAAGGCAGAGGCAUCAUAUUGGCACCUGGAUCAAAUAUGCGGAAUGGGAAGCUGCCCAAAAAGAAUUUCGACGCGCGCGCAGCGUGUUUGAGCGCGCACUCCUGGUGGACUAUCAGAAUGUCAGCCUUUGGCUGAAAUACAUCGAGAUGGAGGCGAAGAAUAAAUUCGUGAUGAGCUGCAGGAACCUGUAUGAGCGGGCUUGCCAGCUCUUGCCGCGAGUUGAGCAGUUUUGGUUUAAAUACGCGCAUAUGGAGGAGCUGCUCGGCAACUAUGCCGGUGCCCGUGCGGUGUAUGAACGCUGGAUGGAGUGGAAUCCUUCCGACAAGGGAUGGCUUGUGUAUAUUCAUUUUGAGGAGCGGUGCAAAGAGCUCGAGAGGGCAAGACGCGUGUUUGAACGGUAUCUGAGCAACCGACCAGCACAGGAGUCUUUCUUGCGCUUUUGCAAGUUCGAGGAAAGGCACAAGAAUGUGCCUAGAGCCCGUGCUGGGUUUGAGAAGGCAAUCGAGUUGCUGCCUGAAGACAUGCUCGACGAGCACUUUUACAUGAAGUUUGCGGCGUUUGAGGAGCGCCAUCACGAGCAGGCCAGGGCUAAGGCAAUCUAUGAAGCGGCCUUGCAACGCGUUCCAAGGGGCAAGGCGGAGGAGCUGUACAACAAAUACGUGGCUUUUCAGAAGCAGUUCGGAGACAGAGAGGGUCUGGAGGAAACAGUUCUGUCCAAGCGCCGCUUUGUAUACGAGGAGGCGCUUCACAAGAACAAAUGCAAUUAUGACGGCUGGAUUGACUACAUUCGCUUGGAGGAAUCCACAGGCAACAUCGAACGCACGCGAAAUGUAUACGAAAGGGCGGUCGCCAAUACCCCCCCCAUUUUAGAAAAGAGAUACUGGACGCGGUAUAUAUACAUCUGGAUAUCGUAUGCGCUGUUUGAGGAGUUGGUGGCGAAGGAUGUGGAUCGGUGCCGUGCAGUUUACGAAAAGGCGCUUGAGGCAGUUCCGCACAAACUUUUUUCCUUUGCAAAGCUGUGGACGCUGUUUGUCGCCUUUGAGAUUCGCCAACUGAACCUGGAGAGGGCACGGAAGAUAUUUGGAAUGGCGAUUGCGAAAUGUGGAAAGGAAAAAAUCUUUCAAGCGUAUUCGCAACUCGAGCUGCGCCUGGGCAACAUCGAUCGAUGCCGACAGAUCCACGCGAAGUUCAUUGAAACGUAUCCCUUGAACCCAAGAGCGUGGAUCAACAUGAUCGAACUCGAAAUACUUGCAGAAGAAACGGAGCGCGCAAGAGCCCUCUGCGAGUUAGCCGUUUCCAUGGAACAAAUGGAGAUGCCAGAACUGAUAUGGAAGACGUAUAUCGACAUGGAAGUAAAUUGGGGAGCCUUUGAUCGUGCCCGCGCGCUGUACGAGCGGCUGCUGGAUAAGACGCAACACGUGAAUGCCUUUAAGGGAUACGCCACCUUUGAAUGGAAGAAAGCCGAACAAAAGGACAGAUCUAGACAGGUGCUGAACCGCGGGCUGGACGUUUGCAAGACGAACGGGUGGGAUGAAGAACGAGCUGCUCUUCUAGAACACUGGCUGGCUCUGGAGAGAGAGGGGGGUGAUGCGCAGGCAAUUCAGCGGGUGUUCCGACUGCUGCCGAAAAAAAUCAAAAAGCGGAAAACUCAAAAGAACGUGAAUGGAGUUGAGGAGGUCACGGAGACUCUCACAUAUGUGUUUCCCGAUGACGAAGGAUCUGCAGCAAAUCUGAAGAUCCUGCAGGCGGCAAAAAUGUGGAAGAAGCGGCAACUGGAGGCGCAAGGCUAG